GCGAAGCAUCCCGGAAUGCCCCGAGCGGGCGGUGCCCGACAAGAGCGCUCUCUCCCGGGAUCCCCCCGGUACCGGCAGUGCCCUGGUAGAGCAGUGCCCCUCCGUAGCCCUUUCCAUGUACGGGCAGUGCCCGAGCACAGCGGCGCCUCCCGCGUUCCCUUCCCGGUGCCCCUCCGGGGCGGUGCACGGCUCCCGCUUCCCCUCCUGGCACCGCCUCUGCCGCUGCCUCAUUUCCUGGAGCUUACGCGGAGGAGGAAGCUCCGUGCCUGCUUUCGUGCCCGGUUCUCCCCGCUCCUCCCGCCGAGCCGCCUCCUGCCCUUCGAGAUGCCGGCUUACCAUUCCACUUUAAUGGACUCAGACACCAAGCUAAUUGGGAACAUGGCACUGUUACCCAUCAGAAGCCAGUUCAAGGGCCCAGCACCUCGAGAAACUAAGGACACAGAUAUUAUAGAUGAAGCCAUCUACUACUUCAAAGCUAAUGUUUUCUUCAAAAAUUAUGAAAUUAAGAAUGAGGCUGACAGAACACUGAUCUAUGUGACCCUCUACAUUUCUGAGUGCCUGAAAAAACUGCAGAAGUGUAACUCCAAAGGCCAGGGAGAGAAGGAAAUGUACACACUAGGAAUCACUAACUUCCCAAUUCCAGGGGAGCCUGGCUUUCCACUGAACGCCAUUUACGCCAAACCUGCCAACAAGCAGGAGGAAGAGGUGAUGAGGGCCUACCUGCAGCAGCUGAGGCAAGAGACCGGCCUUCGCCUUUGUGACAAAGUGUUUGAUCCCCAGAGUGACAAGCCAAGCAAGUGGUGGAUCUGCUUUGUGAAGAGGCAGUUCAUGAACAAGAGUCUCUCAGGCCCUGGGCAGUGAAGCAAAGUGGCAACAACUUUAAGCAUUUCCACAGCAAGAUGUUCAAGUCUUUUGCCUUUGUUUUGGAUACGUUUUGUACCAAGGAAGAAUUAAGUGCUUAUGAAGUUAAAAAAAAAAGAAAAAAACCAAACCUGUCAAUGAGUGAUAGAGGGAGGGAGAGCAAAAAGAUAAGUUGUGUAAGCAAAUAUUAUUAAGCUGGUGCUUAAUAAGUGAUUUCUAACGUGCUGUUUCAGAUGCAGGCUGCUUUGUAAUCGUGGCUACAGCAUUUAAAACAGGGCUUGUAUUUAAGAGAAGAAAUGGGCUUGGCUGUGGGGCAGGGGAGCUGUGUUAUUGCUCUGCUGGCUGGAGUCUGGGUGUCGUAUGUCCAGGGAAAACAGACCUCUCACGCUGUGUUGUCCAGUGCGGUGAUUUUUACCUUGUUUUCAAUAAAAUUCGCUUGUAAUUAA
This is a messenger RNA of Prinia subflava (tawny-flanked prinia), 1307 nucleotides long. It is a transcript of the gene ARPC3, whose product is annotated as actin related protein 2/3 complex subunit 3. The record is from RefSeq and is a predicted model, not a curated record. Gene Ontology annotation, molecular function: actin filament binding. Gene Ontology annotation, cellular component: Arp2/3 protein complex; cytoskeleton. Gene Ontology annotation, biological process: regulation of actin filament polymerization; Arp2/3 complex-mediated actin nucleation. NCBI's taxonomy places the organism in Eukaryota, Metazoa, Chordata, Aves, Passeriformes, Cisticolidae.